UCAUCAAACUUUUCUCUCCAUCUCCAUUUACUUUGUCUGGUGAAAAAAUGCAGACCUUAAACUCCUCCUGCUUCUGCUUCACCACUUUCUUUCUUGCUAUGUUCUUGACGAUUUCAUUUUCAUCAGCAACGCUUAAGGUUGGGUUCUAUCAAUCAAGCUGCCCUUCUGCAGAGGCUGCCGUGAGAAAAGCUGUGGAUAAGGCUGUGUCCAGGAACCCUGGCAUGGCUGCUGCCCUCAUCAGGAUGCAUUUCCAUGAUUGUUUUGUGAGGGGCUGUGAUGCUUCUGUCCUUUUGGAUUCAACGCCAGGCAGACCAUCAGAGAAGGAGCAUCCUGCUAACAAUCCAAGCUUGAGAGGCUUCGAAGUGAUUGAUCAAGCUAAGGCUGAAAUUGAAGCACAAUGUCCCCGGACAGUCUCAUGUGCAGAUAUCCUUGCAUUUGCUGCUCGUGACAGUGCCUAUAAAGUUGGUGGUAUUAAAUAUGCAGUGCCUUCAGGACGUCGGGAUGGAAGAGUUUCACUGCGAGAUGAGGGGUUCGGGAACCUCCCCCCACCUUUCUUCAACGCCAAGCAACUUGAAGAUAACUUUGCUCGAAAGGGCCUUAACCUUGAUGAAAUGGUCACACUUUCUGGGGCACAUUCCAUUGGCGUGUCACACUGUUCGUCUUUCUCUAAUCGUUUAUUCUCUUUCAACGCAACUCACCUACAAGACCCUUCAUUGGAUCCUGAAUUCGCUAGGCAACUGAGGAAGAGGUGCCCCGCACCUGGAUCCAGCCGUGACCCUACCGUGCCACUCGAUGUUCUUUCACCACACAGGCUAGACAACAAGUACUAUGAAGUUUUGAAAAAUCACCAUGGCUUGUUAACAUCUGAUCAAACUCUUCUAAGCAGUCGUGCAACGGCAAAAAUAGUAAGGGAGAAUGCGAGGCAUGGAAAAGCGUGGGCCAAGAAGUUUACUGCAGCAAUGGUGAAGAUGGGCUAUAUUGAUGUGCUCACAGGGUCAAAGGGUGAGAUCAGGAAGAAUUGCAGGGUUGUGAACUAAAAAUUGUCUGUGUGGCUUAUUAAGGUGGAGUGAUUCUGGAGUUGUCUUAAUUAGUACAGUCUUUUGUCUUUUUUGAAUAUUUUCAGGAUUACGUGUUUCAUUCUGUUAAGUGUAAAACUGUUUGAAAGUCAUCUUUAUUCUUUCAAAGUGUAAAUUUGUAAGUCUUUGAUGUGGAAAUUCUGUCAUGCAUAGAAGAAAUGGAAUAAACUAAUAGUUUGUCAA
Messenger RNA from Theobroma cacao (cacao), 1259 nucleotides. Its product is annotated as peroxidase 5-like. Gene Ontology annotation, biological process: hydrogen peroxide catabolic process; response to oxidative stress. The record is from RefSeq and is a predicted model, not a curated record. Gene Ontology annotation, molecular function: heme binding; peroxidase activity. Lineage: Eukaryota; Viridiplantae; Streptophyta; Magnoliopsida; Malvales; Malvaceae.